CCAAUCAAUCGUGUGUUUAAAAGGAGAUCGCCGAAUGGAAGGAGUUUCCUCUGCGUGACAGACCGCUUCGAUUCGACUGACAGACAGACAAACAGAUAGAUACAAACACACACACACGCACACACACACACACACUUACAUGUGUGUAUGUAUAUAUAUUGUUAUUUACAUAUAUAACGAAAGAGAGAGAGAGAGAGAGAGAGAGAGAGAGAGAGAGCGUGUGUGUUUGUGGGUUACUGUGCGUGUGUGUGAGAGAGAGAAACAGUAAGAGAGGGAAGGUGAGAGAGAAAGAGAGAGAAAAGGAGGAAAAGAGAGGGACUAAAGGAAAAAAAUGAGAUGUAUUUUGAGAUGUAACGGCCUGAAGAGAAGAAGGAGAAGUUGAAGGAGGAGGAGGAAGAGAAGAAAGAGAAGAAAAAAGAAUGAGAGUGAGAGAAGCCUUGGAGUCAGUUUGAAAGAUUGUCUCAGAAAGAAGUAGAAAGUAAGAAAGAAAGAAAAAUAAUUCGUGAAUGAAAACAAGUAAAAGAAAUUUAAACAUAAGAAAAGAAGAAAUAGAAUGAAUGGAACUUAAAUUACCGAAAAAGUAAGGAACGGAGGCGAAAAAAAAAAAGCGAAAAACAAACUAGUCUUACCUUUCCCUGUUCACAUUCUUACGAACACACGUACACGCGUAAGAACUUUCUCUUUGUAAGUCUCUCUCACUUCUGUCACUGUCACGCACACGCGCGCGCACACACGCACUGAAAUACACUCACACAUAUUCACCCACACGCGCGAUCACACGUACACAGAAGCGCGCUCGCGUAAAACGUUGCCUCACUCUACACUUCUAAACACGCUCACACGCACAUCCGCAAACCUGCACGCACACGUAUAUGAUACAUACAGUACACACACACACAUACACACACACACACACACACACACACACACACACACGCAUACACACACACGCGCGCAUAUAUAUAUACACACAUACAUACAUAUACAUAUACAAACAUAUCAACUAAGUAAAAGCAAGUGAAAUGUUUAAAGCGUUUUGGUGCGGUGGAGCCAGUUCCACAUGUACCUUGGAGUUGGUUUUCUUCUUGUACAAGGUUGGGGAGUCUUUAUUAGAUGCUACCAUACGGCCGUACAUUAUCCAAGCCACCUGCCUGAACAUGAAGCCGCUGGGCAACGGUAGUGUGUGUGAAAAUCUGGGAUUUUUCCCAGAAACAGAGGACGCAGUGCAGCAUUUUGCUGCCACUUACAUAAUGUUACAUCGGAUUGUUCUUUACACACCGGCCAUUUUCCUCGGCCUCUUUUUUGGUGCUUGGAGCGACAAACACGGUCGAAAGUUACCCAUUAUUUUUCCCAGUAUGGGUAGUAUCAUCGGAGUGUUGUUUUACAUCGGCAGUUUGAUGGAGAAACGGUGGAAUAUGUACAUGAUAAUUACAGGCGGUUUCCUCCAGGGUGCCCUCGGCAAAAGCUCCGUUAUCACGAUGGCUGUGCACAGCUAUGCAGCGGAUAUUACUGAAAACGAACAUCGAACCAAGAAGAUGGGAAAAAUACUAUCUAUGAAUUUCUUCGGACUUUUCGCCGGUUCACUUUUGUCCGGUUUACUGGCCGACGCGGUCGGCAUUGAAGUCAUGUUCUCUUUAGUAUCCGUUUUCCACGCAGCAGCCAUUUUGACAACAGUUUUCUUUCUGGUGGAGACCGUUACUUAUGUGAAAGCAAAGGACAGCGAAGAUACAACUUUUAAGAUUUCGUCCUUCUUCAAUUUCUCCAACAUCAAAGAUUCCCUUAUGGUGUUAUUCCGAAAACGAGACGACGGAACUCGAGGUAUAAUUUUUACCAUAUUUCUCAUUUCCGUCCUGCAGAUAGCCUGUAAAACCGGCGAGAUGGACACAACCGUUCUAUUUGUCCAGCACAGACCGCUCAGCUGGACCAAAUCCGGUUACGGCUUUCUCUUGUCCAUCGAUUACGCAGUGAUGGGGAUUUGUUUACUAUUCAUUCUACCGCUCUUAUCAAAUGUUAUUAAAAUAUCUGACACCACGAUAAUUAUGGUGGCCAUAUUUUGCAAAGUCGUACGACUAAUUUGGGCGGCUUUUUUGAACAAAAGUUGGAUGAUGUACGUGUCCAUAGGACUGGGGGCCAUGGGUGGCUUGAUGAUAUCUGCCCUCAGGUCUCUCUUGAGCAAAACGGUUAGCGAAUACGAAAUUGGCAAGACAUUCUCGUUACUCGGUUGCGGUGAAACCGCUUCAAAACUAUUAGGAACAGCCAUUUUUACAAAUAUAUAUAGUGCCACGGCCAAAUUUAUGCCUGGAAUGGUGUACCUUGUCGAAGCAGCUAUUUUUUUUUCUACACUUCUCCUCAUGAUUUGGGUGACUUUCAGAUUGAAAACUGUGAUGAAAUACCGUCUGCUGGACGAUUCUUCACCGAAGAAGAACUACAAUAGUCAAGACACACCGGACGUACCAUUUUCAAAUUUAGGUUUACCCCAGUCACACUCUAAAGAUGAUAUCUCGAAAGGGACAAAGACGACCGCUGCAUGGUUGGUGAAUGGAGCAGACAAGCAUACAGGAUUGAAAAGUGCGACAAUCACCAAAGAGCAGAACACUGACUCCAACAAACCGAAGAAAUCUUCUGCCGAGAGCAAUGGUGGAUGUAAAAUACCCGGUCGUCAUCAAGCGCCUCGACACCCGGCGGCGAGCGCCGAACAUGAGAAGAGACGGGAGAAACUGAAGGAACAAACAGUUAUGUUGGAGAUGGACGUCAUGACAAACAAUAACAACAAAAAUAACAACACCAGCGGCAGCAGCAACAACAACAAUAACAGGAGAAGCAAUGGAAGCAACAGCAAUAACAGCAGCAAUAAUUUUAAAAGCAAUAGUAGAAAGAAAACCAACAGUUUCGACGAGGGCAGUGGCACAGUGAAGCCCCUAGAUCUGAAGUCAAUUAGUCGGCCGAGACCUGUGGUGAAAAAACGAGAGGUGGCUGCUGGAGAAGUUUUGCUUCUGGCACCCGGUACUUCUAGGCGGAAGCAGCAGGUGGAAGUAAGCAAAACGGAAGGGGAGGAGCAAAAGCAGCAGCAGCAGCAGCAGCAGCAGCAACAGCAACAGCAAACUCAACAGCACCAGCAGCAUGAUCAGCAACAGUACAAACAACACAAACAACAGCACCAACCUCAGCUAUUGCAGCAGCAAAAGCAGCAGCAUCAACAGCAACAGCAGCAACAGGAACAACAAUGGCCUCAAGAAAAAUCCCCCCCGCAACCGUCACCAACCCCACCACCACCACCACCACCACCAUCCCCGUCACCGCAACGUCAACUAUAA
Molecule: messenger RNA, 3314 nt
Organism: Octopus bimaculoides (California two-spot octopus)
Lineage: Eukaryota; Metazoa; Mollusca; Cephalopoda; Octopoda; Octopodidae
Product: lysosomal proton-coupled steroid conjugate and bile acid symporter SLC46A3
Biological process (GO): transmembrane transport
Cellular component (GO): membrane
Molecular function (GO): transmembrane transporter activity
Source: RefSeq, a predicted model, not a curated record